Scomber scombrus (Atlantic mackerel) is the source of this 1395-nucleotide messenger RNA. RefSeq lists its product as uncharacterized. The transcript is spliced from 4 exons. Gene Ontology annotation, biological process: mitotic DNA damage checkpoint signaling; protein phosphorylation. Bases 1 to 1275 code for a protein of 424 amino acids. The record is from RefSeq and is a predicted model, not a curated record. Gene Ontology annotation, molecular function: protein serine/threonine kinase activity; ATP binding. Lineage: Eukaryota; Metazoa; Chordata; Actinopteri; Scombriformes; Scombridae. Gene Ontology annotation, cellular component: nucleus.
AUGGCGUACUCCACCAGCACUCUGGCACAGGGCUGCUUUGGGAAGGUGUACAAAGAGAAGUACAAUGAUACCUGGGCAGCUAUAAAGAAGGUCCCCCAGCAGCUCAUCCCCAGGAAGGACCUGGAGAGAGAGUGUGAAGUGUACAACAAGGCGAAUCAUCCCAACAUAGUGAAGCUUCUGGGAAACAUAACUAUCAAAGACGGGAAAUGGAUCAUUCCAAUGGAGUUUAUCUUCGGAGAGGACCUAGAAACCACCAUCUUCAAGUCAUCAAAGUCUAAAAUACAGUUGACACCAGGAAAUAAAGGCACUAUCAUCAUUGGGAUGUGUGAAGGGCUGCUUUUCCUCCACUCCAAAGAUAUCGUCCAUCAAGAUCUAAAACCUGAAAACAUCAUGGUGGAACAUAACACCAACAGAGCUGUAAUUAUCGACCUGGGACUGGCCAAAUUCUUUAAACACGGUCUCAGCUCUGCCGUCGACAUGGGGAACGAGGCCUACUCAGCCCCUGAGGUGCUGCAGAGGGGAAGCCAACGGGACCAGCGCUCAGACGUGUGGGCGAUGGGGAAGAUUAUUGCUGAGCUCUGUGCCCGUGUUCGGCUGUAUACCCCCAGCGUCUGUCCUGCCAAGAUCAAGGAAACCAUACAGAGUCAGCCAUACUGCCACGCUGUCUGUAGGAUGGUAGAGCCUAACCCCUCUGUAAGGGCCUCAAUGGGUGGGGUCAUAAGUGAAAUACGGAGGGCCGGAGGUGCAGGCAUUGUCAUAAAUACACAAAAUCACCUUCUGCCACCUUCAUCACACAUUAAUGCCAGAAAUCGUUCUCCGUCACCAAACAGGUUUGAAGGUUUAAAAAGAGAUCCAUCACCAAUGAACAGGGCUCCGUCACCGUUAAACAGGGCCCCAUCUCCAUUUAACAGAGAUCCAUUACCUCCGAGCAAAUCUCCAGCACCACUGAAAUGGGAGCGUUCGCCCAAACCAGAGUUCAAAGCAUUGCGUCCUCAACCGGCACACCACCUCUUUCCUUCCCCUCAGAGGACAGAGGACAAAAAGCAGGCUCUGGUCCCGACUGGUGCACCAGAACUCACAAAGGACUUCAUGAAGAUGGCACUGUACCAAGAAGCUGCCAAAGAUCUGCCCUGCAACCUGCCCACAACAGGGAGGGUGGUGGUGUGCCGCUUUGAGCAGAAAGAUGGAGAGGUUGAAACAUGGGAGCAGAAAGAGGUGGUGACACGUAAUGGGAAGAUAAUCAAGUAUGACGAUGUCAAGUUUAACAGCAAAUAAGACUGGUCAGAAUCAGGAGUUUGCUGUUUGAUGCUACUCAAAUAGCAAUUGCAUGUGUAGGUCAAAUGUUUAAUUCAGGGUCAACUGAUUUGUAUCUUCUUAGGAAAGCAUGUGCGAAUA